AUGGAUGUAAUCAGCACUGUCCACUUUGGAAAACAGUACGAAAAUGCUUUUUGGGACCCAGAAAAGCUUCAGAUGGUCUUUGGAGAUGGCGGCGAGUUCCUCAACAACUUUGUCGGAUGUAUUGACGUUAUCGGGCAUGAGCUCACUCAUGCUGUCACAACAAAUACAAGUCCCCUCGAUUACUUUGGUCAGGCAGGUGCUUUGAACGAGCACAUCUCGGAUGUCUUUGGCAUCAUGGUCAAGCAAGACGCCCAGGAUGAAAAAUCCCCAGUCGCAGAUUGGCUCAUUGGCGAAGACUGUAUUCUUCCUGGCGUCAAGGGAACUGCGCUACGAAGCAUGAAGGAGCCCGGAACAGCCUACGACGACCCUAUUUUCGGCAAGGAUCCGCAGGUGGCUCACAUGAAGCAAUUCAAGACGACAUUCGAGGACAACGGAGGAGUGCACAUAUUUUCUGGAAUCCCGAAUCGAGCCUUUUAUCUUGCGUCCAACGCAUUUGGCGGUUACUCUUGGGAGAAGGCUGGCAAGAUCUGGUGGGCAGCCAUGAGGUCAGGCAAGAUAAAGCCCCGGUGUACGUUCAAAGAGUUUGCUGAUGUGACGAUGGAUUGCGCAAAGGAGCUCUUUGAUGACAAGACGGCCAAGGUGAUCAAGAAGGCGUGGGCAGAUGUUGGAGUUCUCGACGAUGUUGGCAGUGAGUCAACCCCAGGUAACUGGUGUGGUGUUCUGUAG
Molecule: messenger RNA, 726 nt
Organism: Fusarium pseudograminearum CS3096
Lineage: Eukaryota; Fungi; Ascomycota; Sordariomycetes; Hypocreales; Nectriaceae
Exons: 2
Coding region: 1-726 (241 amino acids)
Biological process (GO): proteolysis
Molecular function (GO): metalloendopeptidase activity
Source: RefSeq, a predicted model, not a curated record